Messenger RNA from Diceros bicornis minor, 1754 nucleotides. RefSeq names its product tripartite motif containing 65 (gene TRIM65). Gene Ontology annotation, molecular function: zinc ion binding; protein binding. The coding region runs from base 121 to 1704 and encodes 527 amino acids. The transcript has 6 exons. The record is from RefSeq and is a predicted model, not a curated record. Gene Ontology annotation, biological process: positive regulation of autophagy. Lineage: Eukaryota; Metazoa; Chordata; Mammalia; Perissodactyla; Rhinocerotidae.
CACGUUAGUCUCCAUAGGCGGGUCCUCGCACCUCCCCGCCACACCCACCCUGGCCGCCCGGUGGGGCUCGCGACUGCCCUUCGCCAGCGCGGCCCGGCCCGCCCGCCGCCCGCCGCCGCCAUGGCUGCGCAGCUGCUGGAGGACAAGCUGACCUGCGCCAUCUGCCUGGGGCUCUACCAGGACCCAGUGACGCUGCCCUGCGGCCACAACUUUUGCGGGGCCUGCAUCCGGGACUGGUGGGGCCGCCGCGACAAAGCAUGCCCAGAGUGCCGGGAGCCCUUCCCCGACUGCGCCCAGCUGCGCCGCAAUGUGGCGCUCAGCAGCGUGCUCGAGGUGCUGCGCCCCGGGCCCGCCCCCGACCCCGGUCCCGCCUCGGACUCUGGACCCGGCCCCGGACCCCGACCAGCCCCGGACCCUGGUGCGCGCUGCCCCCGGCACGGGCGGCCGCUCGAGCUCUUCUGCCGCACCGAGGGCCGCUGCGUGUGCAGUGCGUGCACCGUGCGGGAGUGUCGCCUCCACGAGCGAGUGCUGCUGGACGCCGAGCGCCGGGAGCGCGAGGCCCAGUUGAGAGCCAUGCUGGAGGUCACCCAGCAGCAGGCCACCCAGGCUGAGAGCCAGCUACAGGAGCUGCAGCAGCGAAGCAGCCAGAUCGAGAGAUCGGCCUGCACACUAGCCUCUGUGGUCUCUGGCAAGUUCAGCUGCCUGCUGCAAGCCCUGGAGAUGCGGCGGGCUGUAGCACUGAGGGACAUCGAGGUGGCCAAGACACAGGCGCUGGCACAGGCCCUGGACGGAGAGCAGCAACUGCAGGGCCACCUGGAGGCCCUGGCUCGCUAUGACUGCAGGAUCCGGGACCUCCUGGAGCAGUUGGAUGACAGGACCUUCUUCCAGGAAUCACAGCUCCUGGCGCCCCUGGGGCCUCUUGGGCCACUGACUCCUCCACAGUGGGAUGAAGAUCAGCAGCUGGGGGGCCUGAAGGAGUUGCUGAGCCAGCUGAGUGGCCUCCUCCUGGACGACGGGGGCCACCUCGGGGCACCAGUUGAGGCUACUGACUUGGGCCACGUGGAGGCCCCAGGCCCCCUGGCAGCAGUCCCGAGCCCGGUUUGUCCACUGAGGAGGAAACUCUGGCAGAAUUAUCGCAAUCUGACCUUCGAUCCCCACAGCGCCAACUGCUACCUCUACCUGUCUCAGCAGGACCAGCAGGUGAAGCACCGUCGCAAGGCCCGGGGCCCGGCUGGGCCAGGCAGCUUCGAGCUCUGGCAGGUGCAGUGUGCCCAGAGCUUCCAGGCUGGACGGCACUACUGGGAGGUGCGCACAUCUAACCACUCAGUGACACUGGGCAUCGCCUACCCAGAACUGAUGCGGCGCAAGCUGGGGCGCCACACAGACAACAUUGGCCGUGGGCCCAGCUCCUGGGGGCUUUGCAUUCAGGAGGAUGGCGCCCAGGCCUGGCAUAACGGGGAGGCCCAGCGCCUCCCAGGAGUGUCGGGAAAGCUCCUGGGAAUGGAUUUGGACCUGGCCUCUGGCUGCCUCACCUUCUACAGCCUGGAGCCUAAAGCCCAGCCCCUGCACACCUUCCAUGCCGUCUUCACCCAACCCCUCUACCCAGUCUUCUGGCUCUUGGAGGGUAGGACCCUAACCUUGUGUCAUCGGCCUGAAGCCAAGCUCCCUCCAGGGCUCCAGGAAGAGGCCUCGGGGCUCAGCUGAAGAAGGCACAGGAUGGAGCUCUGGGCCCGAAACAGGUGCCACUGUGCCUG